Molecule: messenger RNA, 2817 nt
Organism: Galeopterus variegatus (Sunda flying lemur)
Lineage: Eukaryota; Metazoa; Chordata; Mammalia; Dermoptera; Cynocephalidae
Gene: TPCN1
Product: two pore segment channel 1
Exons: 28
Coding region: 312-2768 (818 amino acids)
Biological process (GO): transmembrane transport; monoatomic ion transport
Cellular component (GO): lysosomal membrane; endosome membrane
Molecular function (GO): voltage-gated channel activity; monoatomic ion channel activity
Source: RefSeq, a predicted model, not a curated record
GAGGGGACAGUGGGCGGUGGAUGGGAGAGCUGGCGCAGCUGCUGUGGUGGCAGCUGCUGUGGUGGCAGCGGCUGAAGUAGCGGUGUCUGUAACAGCUCUGGGCUCGGGGCUUUGGUGGCGGCGCCGCCGGCGGGCUGGGCUGCACGGUGCGGACUCCGGCGCGCGGUCCGGGUUGCUGGCGCGGCACGUAAGAUGCCUCUAAUGGAGUUUCUGAGAAGCACCUCUGGGCCAGUGGCUUUGAAAGGGAGCUCCAACCAGAGACUAUUUAAAGCCCUGGACAUUGCAUCCUGAGAGCUAUAGGAGAGGAGAACAUGGCUGUGAGCUUAGACGACGAUGUGCCCCUCAUCUUGACCUUGGAUGAGGGUGGCAGUGCCCCACAGGCUCCCUCCAACAGCCUGGGCCAAGAGGAGCUACCUAGCAAAAAUGGGGGCAGCUAUGCCAUCCAUGACUCCCGGGCCUCCAGUUUGAGCUCCAUGGGGGAGAGUUCCCCCUCCAGUCCCACCGGACACAACUGGGAGAUGAAUUAUCAAGAGGCAGCAAUCUACCUCCAGGAAGGCGAGAAUAACGACAAGUUCUUCACCCACCCCAAGGAUGCCAAAGCGCUGGCGGCCUACCUCUUUGCACACAACCACCUCUUCUACCUGAUGGAGCUGUCAACGGCCCUGCUCCUGCUGCUGCUCUCCCUGUGCGAGGCCCCCGCUGUCCCCGCACUCCGGCUUGGCAUCUAUGUCCAUGCCACCCUGGAGCUGUUUGCCCUGAUGGUGGUGGUGUUUGAACUCUGCAUGAAGUUACGGUGGCUGGGCCUCCACACCUUCAUCCGGCACAAACGGACCAUGGUCAAGACCUGUGUGCUGGUGGUGCAGUUUGUUGAGGCCAUCGUGGUGUUGGUACGGCAGACAUCCCACGUGCGGGUGACUCGGGCGCUGCGCUGCAUUUUCCUGGUGGACUGUCGGUACUGCGGUGGUGUCCGGCGUAACCUGCGACAAAUCUUCCAGUCCCUGCCACCCUUCAUGGACAUCCUCCUGCUGCUGCUAUUCUUCAUGAUCAUUUUCGCCAUCCUCGGUUUCUACUUGUUCUCCCCUAAUCCUUCAGACCCCUACUUCAGUACCCUGGAGAACAGCAUCAUCAGUCUGUUUGUGCUUCUGACCACAGCCAAUUUCCCAGAUGUGAUGAUGCCCUCCUACUCCCGGAACCCCUGGUCCUGCGUCUUCUUCAUUGUGUACCUCUCCAUCGAGCUGUACUUCAUCAUGAACCUGCUUUUGGCCGUGGUGUUCGACACCUUCAAUGACAUCGAGAAACGCAAGUUCAAGUCUUUGCUGCUGCAUAAGCGAACCGCCAUCCAGCAUGCCUACCGCCUGCUCAUCAGCCAGCGGAGGCCAGCUGGCAUUUCCUACAGGCAGUUUGAAGGCCUGAUGCGCUUCUAUAAGCCCCGGAUGAGUGCCAGGGAGCGCUAUCUUACUUUCAAGGCCCUGAAUCAGAGCAGCAAACCUCUGCUCAGCCUAAACGACUUUUAUGAUAUCUAUGAAGUUGCCGCCUUGAAGUGGAAGGCAAAGAAAAACAGAGAGCACUGGUUUGAUGAGCUUCCCAGGACUGCGUUCCUCAUCUUCAAAGGAAUUAAUAUGCUUGUGAAGUCCAAGGCUUUCCAGUAUUUCAUGUACUUGGUGGUGGCAGUCAACGGGGUCUGGAUCCUUGUGGAGACAUACAUGCUGAAAGGUGGGAACUUCUUCUCCAAGCACGUGCCAUGGAGCUACCUCGUCUUUCUCACCAUCUAUGGGGUGGAGCUGUUCCUGAAGGUUGCCGGCCUGGGCCCUGUGGAGUACCUGUCCUCUGGGUGGAACCUGUUCGACUUCUCUGUCACUGUGUUUGCCUUCCUGGGACUGCUGGCCCUGGCCCUCAACAUGGAGCCUUUCUAUUUCAUAGUGGUCCUGCGUCCCCUGCAGCUGCUGAGGUUGUUUAAAUUGAAAAAGCGUUACCGCAAUGUGCUGGACACCAUGUUCGAGCUGCUGCCACGGAUGGCCAGCCUGGGCCUCACCCUGCUCAUCUUCUACUACUCCUUCGCUAUUGUGGGCAUGGAAUUCUUCUGUGGAAUCCUCUACCCCAACUGCUGCAAUGCAAGUACAGUGGCAGAUGCCUACCGCUGGCUCAAUCACACCGUGGGCAACAAGACUGUCAUGGAGGAAGGCUACUACUAUCUCAACAAUUUUGACAACAUCCUCAACAGCUUCGUGACUUUGUUCGAGCUCACAGUUGUCAACAACUGGUACAUCAUCAUGGAAGGUGUCACCUCUCAGACCUCCCAUUGGAGCCGCCUCUACUUCAUGACCUUUUACAUCGUGACCAUGGUGGUGAUGACUAUCAUCGUGGCCUUCAUCCUCGAGGCCUUCGUCUUCCGGAUGAACUAUAGCCGCAAGAACCAGGACUCAGAAGUUGACGGUGGCAUCACCCUUGAGAAGGAAAUCUCCAAAGAAGAGCUGGUCUCUGUCCUGGAGCUCUACCGGGAGGCACGCGGAUCUUCCUCAGAUGUCACCCGGCUGCUGGAGACCCUCUCUCAGAUGGAGAGGUACCAGCAAAGUUCCGUGGUGUUCCUGGGACGGAGAUCAAGGACCAAAAGCGACCUGAGCCUAAAGAUGUACCAGGAGGAGAUACAGGAGUGGUACGAGGAGCACACCCGGGAGCAAGAGGAACAGCAGCAGCAGCUUAGCCGCAGCGCGGUCCCUGCAGUGCAGCAGCCCCCAGGGAGUCGCCAGCGCUCCCAGACUGUCACCUAGCCCCAGCCCGCAGCAGCCAUCUCUUCUAUGCAAUAACACAAUAGUAUUA